Messenger RNA from Loa loa (African eye worm), 228 nucleotides. RefSeq lists its product as hypothetical. Bases 1 to 228 code for a protein of 75 amino acids. The transcript is spliced from 2 exons. Lineage: Eukaryota; Metazoa; Nematoda; Chromadorea; Rhabditida; Onchocercidae. The record is from RefSeq and is a predicted model, not a curated record.
AUGAAAAGUGCGCUAUUUAUGUUACCAUUACCCAUUGGUAUUUAUGACAUAUUAUUAGCAACGUCUAAGAGACCACCUCGGAUCAUUCACGACUACGAUUCGGAUGGUGAAAGCUAUGAUUGCGUUUAUACUGGUGAUCGGAAUCCCGUACUACAAGAAUACGAGAAGGCUCUUCCCAUUGAAAGCUCAUCAUGGGAUCGUACUACACCUCCCGUCAUUGUUGCUUAA